AUGGAAUCUCCAACACGCGUGCUUGUGACGGGUGGAAGUGGCUUCUUGGGGGGCCACGUUGUCCGACAACUCCUUCACGACUCUACGACUACCGUUGCCAUCACCAGUCGCCAUCCAAAGGUUCCUGUCGAUGUUUCGGAUGAAUCGCGCAUCUCUCUCCUUUUACUUGAUCUUACAUCUCGAGAUCAAAUCGACCAAGUCUUCCAGAAAUUCAAGCCCCAUGCGGUUAUCCAUACUGUAUCCCCAUCAUAUCUCGAUACUCGACAAGCAUUGAUCAAAACCAAUAUCGACGGUACCAAGAUCUUGCUAGAAGCCGCAAAAGCUUGUAGUCACACGCAAGCCUUUGUCUUCACUUCAUCCAAUCAGGCUGUUGUACCGACACAAGAACCUUUGUCGGAAGAGAAUGCUCAACUAUAUGACGCGACCAAUGCACCCAAUGCCUACGCCCUGUCAAAAGGACUGGCCGAAAGACUUGUCAUUGCUGCAAACUCGGACGAGUUGUACACCUCUGUCAUCAGAAUCCCUGGUAUUUAUGGCGAAUAUGAUACCAACUUCAUCCCUCAGUUGAUGUCGAGCAUGCGAAAGAAGGAGCAUAAGAUGCAAGUUGGCAAAGACGAUAAGCUUUUUGAAGUCUUAUAUGUACGAAAGGCAGCAGAGGCGCAUUUACUAGCCACGAAAACUCUCCUCGAUCCUUCAAGUCGCGACCGAGCCGGUGGCGAAGCAUUCUUCAUCUCUGAUGGAAAACCACAGAAGUUCUUCGACUUUUGUAGGAGAUUUUAUGCUGCCGCCGGCAACCCUGUCAAAUCAGAAGAGGUGACGCGUAUUCCUCUGUCUGUUAUGCAGUCAAUGGCGUCGACUACCGAAUGGUUGUACUGGGUUUUCACGUUGGGCAUGAUACAGCCUAGUUUACGAAGGAUUAAUAUGGAUCAUCUUGAUACAGGUUGUUGCUGGUCUUUGGAUAAAGCGAGGAAGAUAUUGGGAUACGAGCCUGUUGAAGAUCAGGAUAAAGCAAUCAAGAGUACAAUGGAGUGGGCCAUGAAGGAAUUAUAA
Molecule: messenger RNA, 1050 nt
Organism: Fusarium poae
Lineage: Eukaryota; Fungi; Ascomycota; Sordariomycetes; Hypocreales; Nectriaceae
Exons: 1
Coding region: 1-1050 (349 amino acids)
Biological process (GO): steroid biosynthetic process
Molecular function (GO): 3-beta-hydroxy-Delta5-steroid dehydrogenase (NAD+) activity
Source: RefSeq, a predicted model, not a curated record